Molecule: messenger RNA, 3453 nt
Organism: Schistocerca americana (American grasshopper)
Lineage: Eukaryota; Metazoa; Arthropoda; Insecta; Orthoptera; Acrididae
Product: dynein regulatory complex protein 1
Exons: 25
Coding region: 95-3385 (1096 amino acids)
Biological process (GO): cilium-dependent cell motility; regulation of cilium movement; axonemal dynein complex assembly
Cellular component (GO): axonemal dynein complex; axoneme
Source: RefSeq, a predicted model, not a curated record
GAUGUACAGAAACAACGUUGCUAUUAGCAACUAGUAACGAAGUAACAAAAAUCAGCAGGUGCACGGCAGCGGAAACAAGUUAUUAGAAAUAGAAAUGGAAGGAAUUUCAUUGCAAGAAUCAGAGGAAUUGAAAGUUACAUCAGAUGAUCCAAAUGAACGGAAACUCGCGCGCCGCCAGCGCAUUCAAAGGCGAUUGGAAGCUGCGAAAAGGCAACAUAUUGUUGAUGAAGAAGAGGUGCAGGAAGAGAAAGGAAAGUCACUGCUUGAUGAGCAAGUGGAAAACAGUGCAGAUCAACUUGAAAAACUGUUGUUGGAAGGACGUGAACUGGUAACAAAUGUUCGAGUAGCUAGUGAUUCUCGGGAAGUUAAGCAUCGUGAAGAACUUGCUAUUGCAAGAGAAAAAAGGACAAAGGUUGUAGAGGAAGAAGCUGAAAAAAGUCUGAAGAAAUUUGAAGAAAUUGACCAAAAAUGGUCCUCUAUACUGGUGUCAAAGGAUCCACUUGAUAUUCACCAUGCCAUGGAAGAACAGAAAGUAAAGUGUAGGGAACUCAUUGAGCAAAAAAACAUGCUAAUAGAAGAGCUGCGUCAUGAAUUGAAACAAGCAGAUAUCCGGUUUCAUGAAGAUCAAAAGAAACAAAAAGAUGACGUUGUCACUCUGGCAGAGCGAAUUGACAAUCAGGUUAAUGUGAUGAGACGUGCAUAUCGGCAAGAACUAAGGCUAAUUGAGCAAGCCAUUGAAAUUGAAAGGAAACAGCUACUUGAUACUAAUAAGAAGAGGUGGGAUCCGUUGUACAGUGAACGUGAAACAGAAGAAAUAGAAAACAUGGAAAAGAAAUUUCAACAAGUUGCUGAAUUCGAAGAGGAAAUGAGAAAAAUUGAUCUUGAACAUGAAGAAAAUUAUAGAGAGUCAAAGAUAAAACUAGAAACAGACAUACAGAUAUUGCAGCAGGAGUUGGAACAAAUUAAAGCCUCAUGCUUGCUCAACAGUGAGAAACUUGAUUACAACUACCUAAUUCUAAAAAAACGAGUAGAUGAAAAUAUCAUACUGAAGUGCCAGCAGAAACGUCAGAUUAACAAGCUGCAAGGAAUGGUGAAUUCUCUGAAGAAAAAUAUUGCUGAAAUUGAAAAUAUCACAAAAAAUGAAUCUGAUCAUCUAAGAAAUGAUAUUAUAAAACUUCAUGACAAAUUAAUGAAGUUAGAUGAACGAACUGAUUACCUUUCUCAAAUAAAUGAUACCAAGUAUCACCAAUUAUGGGAUAUGAAUCAGGAGAAAGCCACAAAACUCUUACAAAAGAUUCUGGCAGCAGACAAAUUUAUUCAUGAAGAACUUUUGGGACUGACAUGGGUUCCCCCAGACUUUCCAAAAAUGAAGAAAACUGAUUUACCUUCGUAUCAAGCAGCAGUAAAAGCUGUUGACAAUCUUACUGAGAAAAAAGUGGAAUGUACGGGUGCUGAUGUACAAAAGAAGAUACACUCUGAUAUUGACACUUCUGAUGAUAAUACCAAUAUGUUACUCAAGCAUAUUCUACAGAAAAUUGCAGAUGAGUCUCAGUUUUUGAUUGAAGAAUGCUUGAAUAAAUUACUAUUUCUACACAGAAAAGAUGGGAAGACAUUAGUAAAGCUUGAUAAUGUGUUCAGUGCACUAGGUGUGACCAAGAAAGAAGACAUUAUGCUGAUGAAGGAAUUCUUCUUGCCAUACACUUUCUGUCCAAUAUGUAGUGAUCUUAAAGCAGAUGAAAAAAAAAGUGAGGAGGUUACUUCUGAAAAAAUUGACAGUAUGUACAGGCAGGAGCAGGCAGUUGUCUAUUUAGUGUGUCCACAGUGCAUAAAAGAAAAAUGGUUAUGGUUGAAUAUCGAGAAGAUAUGCUUUCCAGUAUGCUGCAAUCAUGAUUUAUGGCUCAAAACAAGCAGUUUUCAAAGCAGUUUCAUUAAUUGUAGUGAAAAGUGUUGCAGUAGUGAAGCUGCAAAAAAGAAAAAAAACUGUGGAAGUUUUGUGAUUCACAGUCUUGGACUCUGGUUCAGUCCACAGAAAAAUCCAAGAUAUCAGGUGGCAGGGAGUUCAAAAAUGCAAGUGGACGUUGGUGGGACAUUUCAAAAAUGCAGGAUGGUGGGAACUAACCCAGAUGUGCUGUGUUUCAGGAUAAAAGAUAUUUGUUGUAGUAUUACAAUUACUAUUUGCAUAAAACAGUGUUAUGUUGAAAGACAUUUGCCUCUGUAUUGCCAUCAGUGUGGUGUUACAAAAAGAAAAAUUGUAACAAAUUCCUCCAUAUGUUGUUGUGUUACACAACAUUAUAACAAACUGCUGCAUUUGCUAGCAUUUAUAGUCAUGACAAUGAGAGGAACAUGUAUAACAAAUGAUAGACUUCAUAAACAGAAGAAGAGAUACUUCUUCUUCUUCUUCUUUUACAGAGAGUUGCCCUGCAUGUCAAAUAUUGGUCAUCUAGCUGGGCACUAUCUUAUUACAGCAGAAGCAGGUAUCAAACAAACAGAGGCACUUAGGAAAAAGAAGUGGCAGAACAUAUGCACCAAUGAAUUAAAAAAUGCACAUAUAAAGCAACAUUUGAAACACUGGGGCAGAAAGAAAGUGGUGCCCACAAUGGUGGACUCAAAGCAUUGGAGAACAAGUGAACCUAAAAAAGAUGUUGAGGGUGACAAGGUAGAGAAAAUAACUACGGAAGAGGUGCAGAAGGUGCCUACACAAAUGGAAAUUGGGAAAUCACCAGAAUUACUGAGUCAAGAGUCUGGAGAAACAGCUGUGCCACCUAGUGAGUCUGUGGCAUCAGUGCAAAGUAUGGAUGAACAGAUAUCAGAGGAAUCUCACCCUGGUAGUUCACAGCAUGUUGAAACACAGCCCACCCCUGAACAAAAGCCCAUGAAAUCAUCACCUCCUACUGUUGAGGAGAUGGCAUUACAAAAGGAUAGAACAAUGGAUUGCGUAUUAACACAUCACGUGAAAAUAAAUCCAGUGUAUGUUCUGAAAGCCCUUAGAGAAUUUAUAAGUGAUUUUAGCAGCAAAAGACAACAAACAUAUGUUAAUCUUGAAUCACGUUUAUCAAGGAAAAGAGAUACUGUGUCAAGGCUCUUGUCAACAGAUGAUGUAACAGCAUAUUGGAAGAAGUUUGAAAACAUUUUUUCUCCUAAAGCAAUACAGUUAUGGGACUGUUUAUACACAGGGCUGCAAAAAUAUCAUUGUGUAUUGAAAGAACGUCAUCGACUGAACGUAGAAACUCAGCAACUCCAACACCAGAACACAGAGUUGCGGAGGCUCCUGCGAGGUUACAUACUGUCACCGGGAAAUGAAAGGAUGACACCCAUAUCAAAGAAAAUUUUGCCUCCAGUGUUCCAGCACAUAAAGAAGACUGAAGCAAUAAACUUUCAAGAAUAAAACAGAUGAAACCACGAAUACUCUGAAUGAUUUUAUAAAAUAAUCUCAUAAAAUACUGUAUACUCAAC